Chrysoperla carnea is the source of this 1826-nucleotide messenger RNA. RefSeq names its product SH2 domain-containing protein 4A-like. Bases 209 to 1678 code for a protein of 489 amino acids. Lineage: Eukaryota; Metazoa; Arthropoda; Insecta; Neuroptera; Chrysopidae. Gene Ontology annotation, cellular component: cytoplasm. The record is from RefSeq and is a predicted model, not a curated record. The transcript has 6 exons.
CACAUAGUUUGAAAAUAAUUUUUGUUUUGUGUGUUUCUUUUUUUUUGGAAAAAAGUUGUGUUCAGUGACAAUAAUCAUCCUUUCAAAAGUUUUACGAGAUUUGUUUUUUUUUUGGUUUUGGUGUAUUGUUCGAUCCAUAAACGUGAAAAAUUGCACCAGUAUUCAAAUUAAACAUUCGAGAUUAUACAGAAAAAAGAAUUACCAUAAAAUGUUACAACAAAUCUUAAAAGAAAUGUGGGUUGAUCCCGAAAUAUUAGCUGAAUUAGAUGAAGGACAGAAGCAAACAUUAUUUUGUAAAAUGCGUGAAGAACAAGUACGUCGAUGGCGUGUAUGGGAUGAAAAAUUAAAUAAUCAAGAAUUAUUAAUACAAAAACCAAAUAAUAAAAAACCGAAGAAAAAUGUAAGUUUUUUAAUGGGUAUUGAUAAUGAACCAUGGACAUGGGUAAUGGGUGAACAUCCAGAUGAUAAAAAAAUUGAAGAAAUAUUAGAAGAAGAAGCACGUGAGCUGGCACGUCAACAAGCUGAAAAAGAAGCUGAAGAACUACGAAAGACUGUUGAAAAACAAUUGACUGAUUUCAUUGAAUUACCAAAAAUUGAUCAUGUUCCCACAUAUAUUGAUGAUUCAAUGGAUAUUUAUUGUUCGGUGGAUGAAUUACGUGAAAAAAUUCAAAAUAAUAAAAUCAGUAAUAAUAAACCUUUAAAGAAUACUUUAAAUAAUUUUACAUUUCAUACAAUGAAUAACAAUAAUGCGAAUAUUAAUAAUCGUACGAGUAAUAAUGUUAUGAAAUAUAAUACAAUUAAUAAUUUCGUCUCAUCAAAUGAUAAACGUGAUGCUUUACAAGAAUUAUCAUUAAAUAAACCGGUUAAAGUUGCACAAAAAGUUGCAUUAUGGGAGAAACGUUUAAUGGAAGAACGUACAUCAGAGAUAUUUAAACGUAUACAAAAGAAACAAUUGGAAGCGGCAAAAGAAGCUGAAGAAUUUGAACGAAUACAGGAACAAUUAUGGAAAGAACAAGAACGGAAAGCAAAAGAAGCCGAACAACAAAUACGUGAAAUAGCUCGACGAGCACGUGAAGAACAUCGACGUACAACAAAUCAAGAUUUAUUAUCCACAAAUUCACAAACGUCAUCUUCAACAACACUAACUACAUCAGCAUCACCCACAGUAACAUCAUCAACAAUAACAACGCACAAUAGUAAUAACAAUGGUGAUUCGGAAGCAUAUAGUGACGUUAUACCACUUCCUGGUGCUCGACCUCCAAGUAAACAAGCAGUUGUUGAAUGGUAUCGAGCAAGUGAAGUACCACGCCGUGCUGGUAUUGAUGACAAAGAUCAACCUUCACCAUGGUUCCAUGGUUUAAUUGAUCGCCAUGAAGCUGAAACAUUGUUACAUGAUCAACCAGAAGGUACAUUCCUAGUACGAGUAUCAGAACGAAUUUGGGGUUAUGCAAUUAGUUAUCGAGCAUCAGAUAGAUGUAAACAUUAUCUAGUUGACGCAUCCAGUGGACAUUACCAAUUUUUAGGAGCAAAUCAAAUUUCUCAUGAUACAUUAGGUGAUUUAAUUAACUAUCAUGGAUUGAAUCCAAUCACAGUGUUAGGAAAUGAAAGAUUAUUACAUUCCUGUCCAAAAACUAGUGAGCCAGCAAUUUUAAAUGGUAUUAUUGGACCAUGUAGAUAGAUAAGUUUGAAUAUAGAAAAAGCAAAACGCGUCGUUAAUGUACUCUAUUAAUCUCUCUCUUUUAUAUUUUAUCAAGUAAAUCAUAUUUACUCGCUUUGUUUUGUCUUUUUUUAUUAAGUGUAUUAUUAUUUUUUUCUAAUUUAUUUUG